AUGCAGGCUUUCGGUUUGACGUGGGCACUUCCGAUGGAGGUUCUGCUGCAGAGUUCUGCCAUCGAGCAGCCGUCAGGAUCAGAAUAUCGGCACACGAAGGGGCAUACAUCUGCAGCAAGCCUAGGAUCCAUGUGUUGGCUUCAAGUGCCCAAAAGGAUGGUAUUUGAAGUGGAUAAGCCCGUGAGUAUGGCGCCGUGGCCGGCCUGCCUGCAGCAACUAUCGUUUGGUGAUCACUUCAACCAGCCCAUCGCCGAAGUCGUGUUGCCGGCCUCCUUGCAGCAGCUAUCGUUUGGGUACGAAUUCAACCAGCUCAUCGCCGAAGUUGCGUGGCCGGCCUCUCUGCAGCAUAUAUCGUUUGAAGAUCGGUUCAACCAGCUCAUCGCCGAAGUCGUGUGGCCGGCCUCUUUGCAGCAGCUGUCGUUUGGGAAUCAGCUCAACCAGACCAUCGCCGAAGUCGUGUUGCCGACCUACCUGCAGCACCUAUCCUUUGGAGAUCAGUUCAACCAGCCCAUCGCCGAAUUCGAGUGGCCGACCUCCCUUCAGCAGCUGUCGUUUGGAGAUCAGUUCAACCAGCCCAUCGCCCAAGUCGUAUGGCCGGCCUCCUUGCAGCAGCUGUCGUUUGGAGAUCAGUUCAACCAGCCCAUCACCGAAGUUGUAUGGUCGAUCUCCCUGCAACAGAUAUCAUUUGGGUGGUAUUUCAACCAGCCCAUCGCCAGGGUCGCGUGGCCGUCCUCCCUGCUGAAGCUAUCGGUUGGCUAUAUGUUUAACCAGCCCAUCGCCGGAGUCGAGUGGCUGGCCUCCCUGCAGCAGCAGCAGCUAUCGUUUGGUUAUCACUUUGACCAGCCUAUCGCCGACGUUGCGUGGCCGGCCUCCCUGCACCAGCUAUUGUUUGGAUUACAUAUGUUUAACCAGCCCAUCGCCGAAGUCGAGUGGCCGGCCUCCCUGCGGCAGCUAUCGUUUGGACGUGGCUUCAACAAGCCUAUCGCCGGAGUCGUGUUGCCGGCCUCCCUGCAGCAGCUAUAUUUUGGUUAUCACUUCAACCAGCCCAUCGCCGAAGUCGAGUGGCCGGUCUCCCUGCAGCAGCUAUCGUUUGAAGAUCAAUUUGACCAGCCCAUCGCCGAAGUCGAGUGGCCAGCCUUUCUGCAGCAGCUAUCGUUUGGAAAUCACUUUGACCAGCCCAUCGCCCAAAUCGUGUGGCCAGCCUCCCUUCAGCACUUGACAUUCGGAGUUGACUUUGAACAGCCCUUGGCCGGAGUGAUAUGGUCGGCCUCCUUACGAAUUGUGACUGGUGAGGGAGUUAGCCUUCUGCGACCCUAA
Molecule: messenger RNA, 1317 nt
Organism: Ectocarpus sp. CCAP 1310/34
Lineage: Eukaryota; Phaeophyceae; Ectocarpales; Ectocarpaceae
Source: the annotation of a GenBank genome assembly